AUGUUUCCAACUCUAGAAAAGAAGCCACGGGUUUGUUGCGAACGAUCUUCGGAACCACUACCUAGAGAAAUUCCACCAAGUUUGUUAAAAGCCCGUCUAAUGGCCGAUGACAACAGCAUUGAUAUGUUCCUGCAACUUAAAGGAUUUGGAACAACUCAAGCAUUUUGGAAAACCGUAAAGAAUGGUUUUAAAAAAGUUCAAAAGUUUAUUUCAGCUAGAUUUGAUAAUCGACGUUCAUAUAAACCGUUCAGCACAAAAGCCACAGAGUUUCGUGAUACGUUAUUUUAUGCACGAUCAAAUGCGAUGACCAGUUAUCCUUCCGGUGGUUCACUGUGCUAA
Molecule: messenger RNA, 339 nt
Organism: Enterobius vermicularis (human pinworm)
Lineage: Eukaryota; Metazoa; Nematoda; Chromadorea; Rhabditida; Oxyuridae
Source: the annotation of a GenBank genome assembly